AUGGUCUACACACUUCCGUUCGCCGACAUCCAAGUCACGUCGCCCGGCUUCGGCGCCAUGGGUAUCAGCUUUGGUCUUGGCAGCAACCUGACGCUCGAACAGGCUGAGCCUGUUCUCCUCAAGGCGAUCGAACUUGGCUGCACAUUCUGGGAUACAGCAGUGGUUUACCAGGCAGGUGUCAACGAAAAGCUUCUGGGAGAUUUCAUAAGGAAGCACAACGUCCGCGAUAAAGUCUUUUUGGCAUCCAAGUGCGGCAUUGCUGCCUUUGGCGACAUGAGUGUGACCAACUCCGCCUCUCACAUCAACGAGUACAUUGAAGGAACUAUCGAACGGCUCGGUUUCACGCCUGACCUUUACUAUCUGCACCGCAUUGACCCAAACACUCCGCUCGAGGAGUCCAUCCCAGCGCUGGACAACCUUCGCAAGCAGGGCAAAACCAAAUACAUUGGCCUAUCAGAAUGCUCAGCAGCGACACUGCGCAAAGCCAACUCCAGUAAGCGAUGUCUGGCUCACCAAUGCGGGACCUCUAUUGACGCAGCAAUAGUCGCCAAGAUCGAUGCCCUCCAAGCUGAAUACUCCGCCUUCGAGACUCUCCAUGAGACGGACGGCUUGAUCGACGCAGCAAAGGAAUUGGGCAUCGCCUACGUGGCAUACAGCCCUCUCGGCCACGGUUGGCUCGUAGAUGACUUCCCUUACCAGACUCCCGACGACUUUGCCCCCGAUGACUUCCGUCGCACUGUUCCCAAGUUUCAAGGUGAGAACUUCUACAAGAAUAAGGCGAUUGUCGUCGAAAUCAAGAAGCUGGCAACGCGCAAGGGUUGUACCCUAACUCAAAUCGCUCUGGCAUGGGUCGCGGCCCAAGGCAUGAUCGCCAUCCCUGGCACAACCAAGUCUACGCGGCUGGAGGAGAACUUUGCGUCACGGAAAGUGGAAUUGUCGGAAGACGAAAGGAAGGAACUCCGGCGUAUAAUUGACUCGGCCAAACCAGUCGGCAACAGGUAUAAUGAGGCUCAACAGGCUCGUGUGGGUCAUUGA
This is a messenger RNA of Verticillium alfalfae VaMs.102, 1035 nucleotides long. Its product is annotated as auxin-induced protein PCNT115. Gene Ontology annotation, cellular component: cytoplasm. Lineage: Eukaryota; Fungi; Ascomycota; Sordariomycetes; Glomerellales; Plectosphaerellaceae. Bases 1 to 1035 code for a protein of 344 amino acids. The record is from RefSeq and is a predicted model, not a curated record. The transcript has 5 exons.